CAGUACUCUCAUAUUCCGUUAAGAUGUGCCUGAAGAUAUCCUUGCUCCUACUUGGCCUUGGCAUGACAACGGCCUACAGGGUACAACACUCAUUGAAGUCAGUAGCAAAGAUUGAGAAGCUGCAUAGUGAAAGCAAGGCAUUGGCCGAAGGACGUGAGGAUGUGUCAACGCGAUGCUUCGCACAAUAUAAUCCCCAAUUCGGUCUAAUUGUGGAUCGUUAUGAAAUCGAUUAUGAUGCUUGCAUCAACGCCUACAAAGCAUCCAGUUCAAAGAUUGAGGAGUCUUUCAGGGAUACUCGCCAGCUAAUAGAGAACAGUGCCUAUAGCUCAUGUCAAUCGUUGAAGAGCUGCAACCAGUCAUCGACUGCUUACAGUGCCUUUGAGUGUGCUGCUGAAUGGGCUUUGGAAGACUCUAAAGUCUUCUAUGAGAUUUCCGCUAAUGCAACAGUGGCUGCUGCUAAAAUCAAGGCCGAUUUGCUUCAAGUGGACACUGCAAAGAGCAUGUGCCUCAACGAGGCUGAAAGGAAUUACGUCGAAAACACGAGCGAAGUUUAUGGCUUACUGAAUGACUGUCUGUCUGGUAAACAAACUACUACGCCAUCCAUCCCAUGGCCAACUACUACUACUAGAGCACCCAUCAUUUGGGCCUCAACUACUGCUGCAUACUAAAUUCAAUCAAUAAAUAUAUUAUUUGCACAUA
This is a messenger RNA of Drosophila nasuta, 699 nucleotides long. RefSeq lists its product as uncharacterized. The record is from RefSeq and is a predicted model, not a curated record. NCBI's taxonomy places the organism in Eukaryota, Metazoa, Arthropoda, Insecta, Diptera, Drosophilidae. The transcript is spliced from 2 exons. The coding region runs from base 24 to 668 and encodes 214 amino acids.